AUGAGUUCGAAAUCUCGUCUAUUCUUGGGAAUGGGCGGAAUCUACAGCAUCGUCCUGCUCUUCUACUUCACGCUCAGUCUGACUGGAGCCUUCGCUUUCAAGCACGUCCAGGAUGUGCUUUUCCCCAUCUUCACGCUGACCACAAACUACCCGAUUGUGGGCAUAACUCUGAUCAACAAUAUUAAAGUCAUGAAGGAGAUGGUUUUCCCAACUGAAAGAGCAGACACUGAGGAAGAAAGCUUGCUUGAAACGACUGACGACGAGCUUCCAGAACCGCGACCGCGUUCCAGAUCCUUAAGGACGGUGACUGCGAAGGACUUUCUGAUUCCGGUGUUGGUCUUGGGAUUGCCGACAAUGAUCUCAUUGUUCACUGAUGACGUACUGCUUCUCGCGGCGAUCACUGGUUCAUACCCAGGAGCAAACUUUGGGACGAUGUUCGGUGCAAUUAGAGAAGCAGCAUUUGGUAGUCGCGAUCCGGAAACGCAAGAAUCUACCGGAAAUCCAUUAACCUACUUUGCGCUCGCCGGUCGGGAACUGCUUCACAAUCUACAGAAGAUGUUUAUGGGGGAUGAGCAUGAAGAGAAUGGAACUGAUUAUGAGAUCCCUGAAGCAUUUAGGGAACUUCCGACAGAAUUUCCUGAAGAAACACUAACGACUGAAGAGCCCUACGCUGAGCGUGUCUAUACUUUUGGACCCCCAACGACAGAAGAAGUCCCCGUUGUACCAAGGACUUAUCUGCCCGGAUUCAAAUUUACAUUUCCCUACACAACUCCGCACUGGAUGUCGACCACUCGCUUUCCGACUAUUGGCCCGAUCAAGCCUCGUUCCCCAAUGGGCGAGGGUCGCCUGGAAAACUCCGGAAUUCACGACACCAACAACGUCGACAUUGAUGUCGGUUCGGGAACGAAUGACAAGACCCACAAUUCGAAAGAACCUGGGAGGCUUUGCAAGCUUCGGCUCCGAAGCUUCGAGACUUCGGAUCCGGUUUUCCAGUAUGCUUACAGCCACUCAACAAUGAUCGAUGAUAAUAUGCAAGGAUUGUUGAGGGAAACGCAAAUGUACUACUUCCCUCCACCACUAUCCUGGAAAAAUUCUGCCUCGCCAGAAGUGAUCCAGCUGACGCAAACUCUAAUGCAAUCAUUCCGGCCUUCAAGGUGCCUCAUUGCCGGAAUGUUCACUGGUCUUUCGGUUAUUGGAAUUGGCUCAAAUAUCGAUUCUCGAGGGAUUAUCGUGGCACUAGAAUAUCCUGAAUUCGUUCAAUAUUGGGAAAAGAUUGGGAUGAAGCAUGCGCAGAAGCACAACCUAAUGUCCAAAAUUCAAGUCCGAUCUGGGGAUACGAUUGAUCGAUCCCUGCAAAAGCUGGCCGCCAAUGAACCGAAUACUUUUGAUCUCAUCUUCCUGGACGACUAUCGCAAGCAAAACUAUUUGGACGACUAUGAAUAUGCUGUGAAUUUGGCCCGGCCUGGAGGCUUAUUGAUCAUUAACGAGGCGCUGAAUGGCGGAAGUGUGAUGAGUCCACAGGAGACAAUGUCUGCGGACGCGAGCAGUACGAAAUAUGAAUAUCCGCAU
Messenger RNA from Mesorhabditis spiculigera, 1569 nucleotides. NCBI's taxonomy places the organism in Eukaryota, Metazoa, Nematoda, Chromadorea, Rhabditida, Rhabditidae. The record is from the annotation of a GenBank genome assembly.